Molecule: messenger RNA, 2560 nt
Organism: Plodia interpunctella (Indianmeal moth)
Lineage: Eukaryota; Metazoa; Arthropoda; Insecta; Lepidoptera; Pyralidae
Gene: Mtl
Product: Mig-2-like
Exons: 6
Coding region: 186-773 (195 amino acids)
Biological process (GO): small GTPase-mediated signal transduction
Molecular function (GO): GTPase activity; GTP binding
Source: RefSeq, a predicted model, not a curated record
AUGGCCGUCAUCCAUCUUUCAAAGCGCUUUCAACCUUUCAAUUUCUUGUCUAGUUUUACAAUUUCUGAUUAGAUUUCGACUGGAAAAGCCAUUAGUCAUAAUUUACUUGUUACAGCAUAAUUCCAUAUUUUUUUAACUGCUACUUUAGUGAAGACCACCUACAUUAAUAGACGUUCUGCCAUAAGAUGUCUUCAGGAAGACCUAUUAAAUGUGUUGUCGUCGGCGAUGGUACCGUGGGGAAAACAUGCAUGUUAAUUUCAUACACUACAGAUAGCUUUCCAGGAGAAUAUGUACCGACAGUAUUUGACAAUUACUCUGCACCAAUGGUUGUGGAUGGAGUUGCAGUUUCCUUGGGUCUUUGGGACACAGCUGGGCAGGAAGAUUAUGAUAGACUUAGGCCUUUGAGUUAUCCACAAACCGAUGUCUUCCUUAUAUGCUUCAGUGUAACUAGUCCUUCGUCAUAUGAGAAUGUUACUUCCAAGUGGUACCCUGAAAUAAAACAUCACUGCCCAGAUGCACCAAUAAUAUUAGUUGGCACCAAAAUUGACUUGCGAGACGACAGAGAAACUUUAAGUCUACUGUCAGAACAAGGCAUGUCUCCUUUGAAGAGAGAGCAAGGACAAAAACUGGCCAACAAAAUAAGAGCUGUGAAAUAUAUGGAAUGCUCUGCCUUAACCCAGCGUGGUCUAAAGCAAGUGUUUGAUGAAGCUGUGCGUGCAGUUUUAAGACCAGAACCACAAAAAAGGCAUCAGAGGAAAUGUUUAAUUAUGUAAAUAUAACAUAUGAUUGACAAAAUAACAAUAAUAAUCACUAAAUAGUGGGAAUCUCAGACAAACAGUAAUAAUGUGUUUCUAUACCACAUACAAUAAUACUAAUUCAUGACAAUAUGUGCCAUAAAUUUAAUUAAUACUUCCAUUAGUAUAUUGGCAAAUACCUGAAAUUUGUUAAUCACUCAUAAAAUAACAUAAAAAUGUAUUUCAAUAUGUUUAUAAAAAUAACUGGAGUAGUAAAAUAAAAAUUAUGUUAAGGUAUGUAUGUGGUCGCUAGCAAAAAUGUUUGUGUCUAUAAAAUUAUGAACAUGCUCUUAAAUCCUAAUUAAAUUUUAUUAAACUUGAACAAAUCUCAGAUAUUUACUUCCACAUCACAAUUUUAUAUUAUAGUGAUAUUACUUGUGCUUGUUCACUAAGCAAAGGAAUGCCAAAGAUAAAUUACUUAGAUUUUAAGUUUCAGUGUAUUACAGUUUGUUUUGGAAACCUUUUUUAUGGGUAGAAACAAAUUGUUACUGUAAGUAUUGUGAAAUUAUUAAGAAUCUUAUUUUUAUACAAGCAGGAACCUCGAUAAUAUACUCUUAUGCAACAUGUGAAUAAUGACUGAUAGUAGACACUAGUGUGUACUAUUUACAUACUCAAUUUAUUCUUGAAUUAGUUGCCUUCGAGUGGUAAGCAUUUAAUAUAAAUAUUCAAUGAACAAAAUAUUCGUUAUUGCAUUUUUAGGUAUAUAGAAUGUGCUUGUAACUUAUAUGGGAUACUUGCUAAAAGUAUUUUUGUAAUUAAGUGUAUCUAACAAAUAAUUUGUAUAGGGCAAUAAAUUGACAAACCUUUGUUGUUAUGCAAGGUUUGAAAGCUGUAGAGCAGUUAAGUGCAUGUGUCAGAAUAGUUAAGCUCCUUUUAUGACCAUGACAUGACUGAUAGACAUGUACAUAUUGUUCUACAUGUAAAUUAUGUACAUUUUGAAGUAAUUUAUUGGCAGCUGAAUGUAUGCUACAAUAAUGGUGGUGAUGUUUCUUUCUCUAAUAUUAGGAAUUUUUAAUUCAUUUAUUUACUAAUUCUUAAUAUACAUACUGAUAUUAUUUUCCAACUUUUUUUCAAUUUUCUAGAAUGAAAAUGAAUGUGUGUUAAAGUAGUUCAUUAUAAUGAAGUAUUUUUCUAUGUGAACCUGUAGAAUUAAGAAUAAAACUUAUGCAUUUACAAACAAAAGUAGGUACUGUACUUGUACACCAUGUGACAUUUUAUAGCUUGAGCCUUUUUGGAUUACUCAUUGAAAAUAUUAAAUUCGCCAGAGUAUUUACGAGUAUAUUGUAAUUAUCUAUCGGUUAGUUAUGCCAUAAUCAAUGUAUUCCACUUAUGAAUUCAUUCAAUGAAAAGUUUCUUUAGCCGAUUUAAAAAAUAUGAUGUAUGAAAUUUCUUCUUAAAAUAAUUUGUAUUUUUUAUAUUAAAAAUGAGAUCUUUUUAUAUUUAUGUGCUAUUUUUCUUAUAAUAAUAGGUAUUUAUUUAAGAAAGUUUGUGUGUUUAUUGCGUUGAAAAAUCACAUUUUCGUAGGAAUAAGUUUUGGACAUUUUAUUAUAUCAAAUAAUACUUUUUGUAUAGGCCUAAACAGAAUUUCAGAAAAUUGUAGAAAAGACGUAAAACUGACCAAAAUAAUUUUAAUUAUUUGACCAUUAUGUUGGGAGUGGAUUUCAGAAUUAACUAACUACCACAAAAUGUGAAUUAUUUUCUCGUUCAAAUUAAACUAUUAUUUGUAUAUUCUUUGACGUUUAUAAUAAUAUAAACUUUUCAACAUA